This is a messenger RNA of Stomoxys calcitrans (stable fly), 2617 nucleotides long. Its product is annotated as zinc finger protein 287. Gene Ontology annotation, biological process: regulation of transcription by RNA polymerase II. NCBI's taxonomy places the organism in Eukaryota, Metazoa, Arthropoda, Insecta, Diptera, Muscidae. The coding region runs from base 387 to 2546 and encodes 719 amino acids. Gene Ontology annotation, molecular function: RNA polymerase II cis-regulatory region sequence-specific DNA binding; DNA-binding transcription activator activity, RNA polymerase II-specific; zinc ion binding. Gene Ontology annotation, cellular component: nucleus. The record is from RefSeq and is a predicted model, not a curated record. The transcript has 4 exons.
AGCCAAUGACAACAGCUGAGAUCUACCGAUCAUUGAAAAGCAAAGCAAUUUUGACAUAUUUCAACUUGUAAACAAUUGAAAUAAACCUAGUAAAGAACAGGAAAAUUCAACGGUUUUAUCGCUUCACAUGGAUAAUUAAUUAAAGUUCGCCCUUAACUAAAGUUGCUUCAUAUGUUGUUGUGGAAGCCGGUGUAUCUAGGCAUGCGUUUAACUAACAGAUGUUUGAAUUGUGGUUGUAAGCCCAAAAAGUGAUUGGAAAAUUUAAGUUUGCUUUUAGCAUAAAAAAAGCAAUGCUCAUAUUGUGAAGUGAAAAUUGGAAGAUCUCAAUAUAAUUGGAAAAGCCUUUAUAAAGUAAAAUAAAAACCUCAACCCAGCCCAAUAUAACGAUGUCAAUACUGCCUACAAAUUUAUGCCGUUUAUGUCUUCAUGCCAGUCAUGAUCUUAAAACUCUAUAUGAAAAGAAUGGUCAUGGCAAUGCCUUGUAUAAUAUCAUCGUAGAACAUUUUCAGCCAAAGGUCUUGAAUUUGAUGAAGGCUACACAUCUCAAAGGUAUUUGUAAGGAUUGUUGGGCGAAAACUUGGGACCUGCACCAUUUCCAACAACUUGUUGCAGAAGCUCAAGCCAAGCUAGAAGCAAUGGGUGAAAAAGUUGUUGAGGUAAAAGUGGAGGAGCCAGAAGAAAAUUAUGUCUAUGCUAAGACCACCAAUAAUGAUUUAGACUUUGCUCCUACCACUAUGGUUAAGGUGGAAAGAGAUUUGGUGGUUGGCGGUACAAAGGUUAAACAGGAGCCUUUACUUAGCACUGACGAAGCAGAUGAUGAUGAUGAUGGUGAAGAUGAAGACGAUGUAGAUGAAGAAGCACUUCUUAAAGAAUCUCAAGAUGAUGACGAUUCUGAAGACAAAGAAUACGAUGAGGACAAUGACGAAAACUUUUCUAUGGAAACAGAUUAUUCUACAAAUUCCCUUAUAAAGCCCAAGCUGGAGAUAGUUGAUGUCCCUGAUGAUAUGGACGAAGCGGAUGAGGAAAUGCCUUUGCUGAAAUAUAAAGCGGAGGGAGAUCAAUCCGAGAGCAAUCUAGAAGUACCCGAUAUGAAGUGCAUAGUCUGCUUGGAACCUUUUAACGAGUUUGCAUUACUGCGUGAACACUUUCGCCAAAAACAUCCCCGCCAUGAGUUCUACAUCCUUUGUUGUCAACGAAAAUUCAACAUUCAAAGUCAAAUUGAGGGCCAUCGACAUCUGCACAAGAAUCCCCAUGCCUUUCGCUGUGAGCUCUGUGGUCGUUGUCAUACCACCAAAAGUGGCCUCUUUCAGCACAAGAAACGCGUUCACCCUUUUUCCCAGAACAAGGAGUAUGCCUGCGAUAAAUGCGAUCGCAGCUUCACCACUGAGCGUGGUCUGCUGUAUCAUGAUACCACUAUACACAAUGGUUUUCUACGCUCCCAGCCCAAGGUUAUAGUUCAGCCAGAUGGCUUCACCAUCUACAGAUGCAAUGACUGUGGCUAUGCCUGCAAUUUCAAGCGGGCCUUCAGUCAGCACUGGUGGUAUGAACAUAGACUGGUGCCAAAACACAAAUGUCCAGAGUGUGGCAAACUCUUCAAAAAGCCCUUCCAAUUGCGCAAGCAUCAGAGGUCACACAAGGAGAAAAAUGUCUGUACUACCUGCUUCAGGGAGUUCACCCGUUUGUCCGACCUACAAAAGCACAUCGAGAAGAAGCACACCUCUGCUGCAACAGAAGGCCAGGAGAAGAAAACAAAAUUGGGGAAUAACUGCACGACUUUCGAAGAAUCCCCCAAUCUAAAAAAACCUAAACCUGCUGUAGAAUAUCCCUGUAAGUAUUGUAAGCAAAUCUUCAAUAAAGAAGAUUCUCUUAGGCUGCACAUUGAGGAGAUACAUAAACCCGAUCACAAAUGCUAUCUCUGUAAUCGAGCAUUUCGCUCCGCGCGUGGUGUCAUAUCCCAUAUAGCCAAACACAAGAAAAGUGAUACCGAUAAUGGAGAUCUAUCGCUGAUCGCAGAUGAAUACAUAUCUCAAAAUGCCACCAAUGUGAGCCCCCUAAAUGCCAAUGACCCGAAUUUAUAUAAGUGCAGCAUUUGUGAGAAACUAUUCGAGUCCUAUGUCAGCAUGCGCCGCCAUUAUUUAGGUCAUAAGAAAGGCGAAACCUUUUUCUGUGAAAUUUGUGAUCGUCGAUUUACACGUGCCAAUAACCUAAAAAUGCAUCGCAUAAAUCAGCAUGGACUGAAUAAAGAGGAAAACCUGCCCGACACGAGAGAUGAUGGUGAGGAGGAGAAAAUCAGCAAGAAGUAUGACGAUAGAGAAGAUCCCACUUGCAGUAGUAAGGAUGAUGAUAGAGAAGAUAACACCAAGAAGAAUGAUGUUAUAGAAAAUGCUACCAGUAAGGAUGGUGAUAAGGCCAGCAAAGACGAGCAAGACAAUGAUGUAUCUGCCAAGGUGAAAUUGGAGCCAAUGAAUAGGAAUACAAGUCAUAAUGUUAAGAAAGAAACUUUAGAAGCUAAUACCAUACAAAUUAAAUCAGAAAAAUCAUUCUAGGUUUUUCCACAUGCGAAAAAUAUAUAUAGGACAAACAUCGGAGAGUAAAUUUAAUAAAUUUUAAACUUAAA